AAGCUGCUUGGUUCAGAUGAGAGAGCCUGUUUUGAGCAGAGGUGCAUUGAUGGAUUAAUGCGCGUAGCGAAGACUGAUGCAGCUUGAUUUGGUCCGGAGACCCGCGGGCCUGCCGGUGCAGGCCUUGACUGGCGGGCAUCCCAAGGGCGUCGAGCAGGUCCAGAACCUGUACAGAAAGGGCUUCCACAGCGAGGAGCUGCUCUUGGCCAAACAGCUGGCUCGAAAGAUCCUCAGUGACGAAGUGCCAGAACUGGAGUCUCAGGGUGCCUUCUUUAGGCCCGUCGAGGAGAUUUACGAUGGGCUCCUGGGAAGUGAUGGCAGCCAGCGGUGUGCGCUGCUGGAGACCUUCAUGGAGCUGAGUGAGGAGGCCGGCGCUGCUCGCGAGCGAGAGCUUUCGGUGGAUCCCCUCCAGUCGGGGAAGAUGCCGAGUUUGCUGCAGCUCACGGGCGAGAUCUCGGAGCGCUUCUCGCAGCUGGCGACCUGGGCUCCGAACAUCCUGGACUUUCAGGUGACCUCGCGCAGCCCUUUCAUGCUCUUGGAGGCGGGGCAGAGCCGUGGCGACAAAUCCAAAGCGCCGAAGCUCAGCAACGAUGCCAUGCUCAAGUGGAUUCAUAUCUUCCAGCGACAUCGCUUCAUGAUGCUCCUCUGUCUUGGGCCGGAACCUGGUAGCCUUGAGCUACGACCUCUGGCGGAAGAUGCUGGAACGCAUCGGGUGCAGUUGAGACCUGGCUCCUUGGUCUUCCUGCGCGCGGAUUGCCUCACGCACCGCUUCAGCUCACGAGGGAAAUGCUUCAUGCUGACGAACUUCCUCCUGGGGCCGAAUCCGCAACGCAAUGCGCCGUUGGCGUCGCAGUUGCAGGAGGACUUGGGGAGGCAUCUCCUAAAGAUCAAGGAGUCGGCGAAGAACGAAGAGGAGUUCGAAGCGCAAACGAGCCGAGCCAUUCAGCGCAUUGCCAAUCAGAACCUCCACAAGGGCCAGCAGUGCGCCGUCCGGGGCUGUGCAGCCAGGGAGCCCGUCGCUGCACAUGACCCGGAUGCCUUUUGCUCGGCGAUCAUGGCAGGCAUUGACGGAGGUCAGAUGGUACCGCACCUGCGCUGGGAUCAUGAACAGUACUACUCCCAAGAUCCGAUGAAGGAUGCUGCAGGCCAGUGGAAAACGCACUGCAACCACGGCUGCUUCAUGGAGGGCCUGGAACUCUUUGACAACAAGAUGUUCAAGAUCAGUCCAAUGGAAGCCACUGGGAUGGAUCCCAAUCAGCGACAAGCCUUGGAGGUCUUCUACGAGACCACCAUGAGCGCCGGCCUGGAUGAGAAGAAACUCAUGAGGUCGAACAUCGGCGUCUUCAUGGGUGGCCCCGGGGGCGUGAACUCGGAGUUUGGGCAAGUGCCCAAGGACGACGUGGGCGGCGCUUUGGGCUCCACCAGCGGCUCCGCGGCGAUCAUGGCGAAUCGGAUCUCCUUCUGCAUGGGCAUCCACGGGCCCAACUUCUUCAUUGACCUCGAAGGGGCGGCCUCCUUGACCGCCUUCAACCUCGCCGUGGAUUCCGUGCAGCGUGACAAGGCUCAAUGCAUCGCCGCCGUGGCCUUGGGGGUGGAUUGCAACGUGCAUCCCCAAGGUCUCCUGACGCUGGGCUGGGCGGGUCUACUCUCCCGGAAGGGACGGUGCUUGAGCUUUGAUAGCUAUGCGGAUGGCUACAUCCGAGGAGAAGGCUAUACUGGGCUCUAUGUGAACCCCUUGAUGAAGGAGGAGAAUGGCAAGAAGACCAUCGACGAGGACCCGCCCAUCAUCGCCUUGGCCUCGGGGACCUUCAUCAACAACAACGGCAUGUGCGCCUCCCUGACGGCGCCGAGUGGUGCGAUGUACCAGGAGCUGGUGGCCAACUGUUUGCGGAAUGCUGACCUUUCACCUUUGGACGUAGAUGCCGUGGAGUGCCAAGCCGCUGGCAAUGUCUUGAGUGAUGCCGUGGAGGCCACAGCCUUGACCCGAGCUUACCGGUCCCUGGCGAUGCACGAGGGUGCAGAGGAGGAGAUGUUGGGCCUGAUGUCUGCGAAGACCAACCUGGGCAAUAUGCGUCCGGCCAUGGGAUGUGCUGCCUUGCUUCGGGUCAUUGUGGGACAGGCCAUGGGCUGCAUGCCUCCUUCGCUUCACUUGCACAAAAUGAACCCGCACGUGCUGGCCAUGGAUGAGGUGCCCAGCUUCUUCGUGACGGAACCCGUGCAUCACCGCAUGGUGUCCGCCUUCGUGGCCUGCACGGCGAGCGGCAUUGGCGGCUCCAACGCACAUUCCAUCCUCUGGGGCAAGGCGUGUGCUAGGCAAGUGAAGAUGGAGAAUCCUGUCCAGGCAGAGGAUGUCUUGACCUUCUGGCCGGGCGGCGGAGGGGAUUUGGACCCCAUUUGUGAGCCCCGGCGAGGAUGCAGCAUCGUGGGUUCGUGGUCACUGAUGGAUACUCCACAGCAGAUGAGAGGAGAGGGCCUGGACCAGUUCAGCUUCGUGGUCACCCUGGGCGAGCACGGCUGCGAGUGGUUUCAGAUCUGGCUCGAUGGCGAGCGCGAGCGGAUCUUGCAUCCGGCGGUGCCGAGGGGACUCAGUACUGCCAAGGUCCAGGGGCCACAUCACUAUCGUCAGGUGGCCACCUUUGGCUGGUGUAUCGAUACUCGACCUGGCAAGACUGAAGAGAGGUAUCCCGACGAGGGAGUCCCGGGCGAUCAAUUCAAGGUGCAACUGGUCACCAAGGGACGCUUUCGCUCGGUGACCUGGGAGAGGUUAGACACCCAGGAUUUGCAGAGGAAUGGCCUGCCGAAAACGAUGGGUCGCUAUUUCAUCGUUGGCAGCUGGAACGAUUGGCAGCCGGAGGAAAUGGCGCUCGAAGACGAGGUGCUGGGCCGCUUCUCCAUCAAGGCAGUGAUGCCCAAGGGAAAGCAGCGCUUUCAGAUUCUGCGGAACCGUGACUGGCGACAAAUGAUCUACCCAGAGACCGGCUACGCAGAGACGCCCGAUGUGGCCGUGAAGGGACCAGAUGGUGCUGGCCACGGGAGUUAUUGGAACGUCGAGGUGGAGGCUUCGCGAAAUGUGGUGCUCAUCGACCUGGAUCUUUGGGAGGAGGAUUUGGAUGCGGACACCCGGAAGGGAAGGAGCGCCGUCAGCAAGAUGAAGGUGACCUGGCGAGGCAUCCGGAAGCAGGAGCUCUCCGAGCAGGAAGUCUUCGAGCGCUCGCGCCCGAGCUUCUUCCUGGUCGGCUCUUGGGAUUCCUUCAUGAGGCGGACGAAGAUGCGCUUCGAUGGGCUCCGCCAGUGCUACGUCGGCCGUGUGCCGAUGCCGGUGCGAGGCAGCGAGCUCUUCCAGAUUCUGUCGAACGGUGAUUGGAACAGCAUCCUGCAUCCAGGGAAUCACGAGGGGGGCAUGGAUUCUGCUCCGGUGCGAGGUGGUGGCGUGAGAGGUUAUCCCUCGUGGCGACUCGAUGCCGAUGAUGAGACCAGCGCGAGGGUGCCACAGCGCUUUGAGGUCUUAUUGCACACCAAGAAUGCGUUCUACCUCCAGUGGCAACCCAGCGCCCAGGCCGGUGAAGAGAGCAGCGAUGAGGAGCUGGACCCAGAGCUCUAUGGGCCACCAGGAGUCUUAGGGAUUUGAGCCACGAGCCGCUCCGUGAGAUCACGCCGGGGUGAACAUCAAUGGGUGCCCCAAGUAAGAUGUCCAA
Messenger RNA from Durusdinium trenchii, 3695 nucleotides. Lineage: Eukaryota; Dinophyceae; Suessiales; Symbiodiniaceae. The record is from the annotation of a GenBank genome assembly.